GUAUGCUAUCGAUGCAUAAAUAAAUUUCUGCGUGUAGAUGCAAACAGUUUUUCUUUAACCAUAUCACUUUUUCAACGCAUGUUGAGAGAUCCUGUAUCAGGAUAACUUUAGCUAAAAGUAGUUGCAGAAUGUGUGGGCGUACUUGCCUUACCCUGGAGCCUAAGGAAGUUCAGUGCUGCUGUAAAUACCAGAAAACAUUGCAAGCCAAAUCGAAACAACCGGAAUAUCGCAAUGAGUUUAAUUGCGGUCGAAAAUACCAGCCAUCGCAUAACAUCGCUCCGACAGAUUUGAGCCCGGUGCUGGUAUCGGCGGCGCAUUUCAACGAGGAUAUGGACAGCGCUGAUCGAGUCAUAGUGCCAAUGAUGUGGAGUAUGGUACCGCGAUGGCACAAAGGUGAUUACCGAAAGCACGGUCUCACGACAAAUAAUUGUCGGCUAGAAAAUUUGGUCAAAUCGAAAUUAUUCAGCCCGCCGCUGAAUGCUGGACAACGAUGCGUAAUUCUCUGCGAAGGAUUCUACGAGUGGCAAACUACGAAAGCUGUCAAGGCAUCCGAGCGCCGAGCUUUUUACAUUCACAUGCCUCAGAAUGAAAAGGUGAAAAUAGAAGACAAAUCAACUUGGGAUAUGAGCAAUACCGGGAUAGCGUUGCUCAAAAUGGCUGGACUCUUCGACGUGUGGGAAGAUGAAAAUGGAGAUAAACUGUACAGUUAUACGGUAAUCACCCUUGAGUCGAACCAAAAAUUUUCGGAAAUCCAUCAUCGUAUUCCUGCGAUUUUGGAAACAGAAGAAGAAGUUACACAGUGGCUUGAUUUUCGACGCACUGGGGUGAACCGGGCUCUUAAUUUAUUGAAGCCGAGUGAAUCUAUUCAAUGGUACUCCGUCUCAAACAUUGUGAACAAUUCAAGAAACAAAUCUGACCAGUGUAACAAGCCUGCAGGCAAAAGCAUCGAUAAUCCGAAAACUAAUUUAAUGCAAAGGUGGCUACUUGCCAAAAAGCGAAAUAAUGAGGAUUUUGAUGUUCAAGGGUCUUCAAGUGACACCAUAGUUAAGAAACCUAAAUAUGAAGCUUAA
Molecule: messenger RNA, 1070 nt
Organism: Topomyia yanbarensis
Lineage: Eukaryota; Metazoa; Arthropoda; Insecta; Diptera; Culicidae
Product: abasic site processing protein HMCES
Exons: 2
Coding region: 129-1070 (313 amino acids)
Biological process (GO): DNA damage response
Molecular function (GO): single-stranded DNA binding
Source: RefSeq, a predicted model, not a curated record